Messenger RNA from Amyelois transitella, 8881 nucleotides. RefSeq names its product RING finger protein 44. Bases 231 to 2051 code for a protein of 606 amino acids. NCBI's taxonomy places the organism in Eukaryota, Metazoa, Arthropoda, Insecta, Lepidoptera, Pyralidae. The transcript is spliced from 17 exons. The record is from RefSeq and is a predicted model, not a curated record.
ACUUCAGCCUUCAGUUCGCGCGAGCUUCGCGCUAUUGCAGCAUCUUGGAAAAGCUGGUGUUGGGCUCUACGGGAGCCCUAAAAAUAUAUUCGUGGAGUCAAUAAUUUAUCUUGUGGAUUCGUCGCAGUGCAGUGUAUUGCCUUGUGUUGUGUAAAAGUGUAGUGACAACUCGGGAAGCAGGAGCAGUCACAUCGGCGCCGAUCGAUAAAGGCAGUGAUGGCGCAACAAAAAUGAGUCAAGGAGGGUCGAGGAGGCCUUACUCCCGCGGGGGCCCGCGGUGGCACCCGCGGUACAAGGAAUACUGGGAUUAUGAACAAAACUACAGUGAUGGCAGCAGCGCCGGGAGCCCCAAGGAGGCGUGUGUGGCUUCGUCCCCGCCGCCGGCGAAGCGGGACGUGCGGCACCACGAUACCCGCCGCAUGAGCAGAGGCGGGGGAGCCGGCGGGUCGCGUCGCGCCGAGCGGCGCACCGCCGGCCCAUCCGACAGGCGACGCACAGAUAUGCGCGGGAGUCCCGGCGCAGGCGCGGGCCCUUCAGCGGAGCCCCACCACUCCCACCACAUGAACCACGCGCCCCAUCACCACCAUCACCACCACAUGGACACCAAUCCGCUGGAAGGUCCGGUGGAAUCGGUGGUGAGCGGCGCCGGCUCAUCAGACGGGGAGCUGUCCUCGAAAGCAGGCGAUAGUCCCAGCAGGAAGCGGAGGAGGAUCUCACGGCAUCUCUCAUCUGGGGAGAGCAACGUAUCAGUGUCGGCGCCAGCUGUGGAGCGACGUACACCCAGACACCACUACCAACCGCCCCGACGGAUGCGGUACGUGUCGGGCGGCAACGUGUGGCACGAGCCGCCGCCGCAUGCGCCGGUCUUGCUCGACAUCAACCAGUGUAUGUGCCAACAGAUGUCGCUGCGGGGCGCGCGCCUGUCCGCCAUGGCCGGCGCGGGGGUGUGGCCCCACCACCACCCCCCGCACCCGCCACACCCCCCGCACCCCCCACACCCGCAGCACCGCGACCACCCCGCGAGGAAUCAGUGGCCGCCCGCCGGCCGCGCGGUGCCCGUGUCGGGCGCGUCCGCCGCGGAGGUGUGGCCGCAGCUGCUGCCGCCGCCGCUGCCCCUCAGAUACACACAGAUGGGCGGCGUGUACGCUGGCCUACAAUAUCACCACGGCAGUUUCCCGGCGCCGCCGCGUGCGCCGUUCGCGUCGCCGCCGCACGCGCACCAUACCCACUACCUCGCCAAUUCACAGCGUUCGGACGGCGGCCGAUUGGAGCUGCUGAGCGGCGACGGAGCCCUAUCGCCCUUGCAGCCCGCGCCGGAACUACAUCACCCUCUAUUGUUGACCACGGAGCCACGAGGCGCCCCUCUCGACCUCAUGCCGCAUCACGCGAGACACGCCCUGCCUCAUCAUCACCACCGUCGCAGCGGCGGCGGUGUGGGCGUGGGCCCCGGCGGGGUGGGCGUGGGCGCGCACGUGGUGGGCUCCCCCACCCGCCCCUACGUCCGCCACGCCGCGAGGUGGCCGCACCAUCCUAUACACCACAUACACACGCAGGGUGGCGGCGGACUGGUGGGGGCGGCGCUGCCUCCGCAGCUGCAGGCGCAGUUACACGUGCCGCCGCCGCUGUCGCUGCCCGCGGCACCCACUUACCAGGUGUUCCUCAACCUCCUCGCGAUGUUCCCGCUGUCGCCGUACGCUGAGGCUCGCGGAGUCUCCGUGGUCUCCAGCGAGGACUCGGCGGACUCGCCCGAGACCGAGAACUACGAGGCGCUGCUGUCGCUCGCCGAGCGGCUGGGCGAGGCCAAGCCCAGGGGGCUGGCGCGGGCCGAGAUCGACCAGCUGCCCAGCUAUAAGUACAGCCCGCAGACGCAUCAAGGCGAGCAGUCGUCGUGCGUGGUGUGCAUGUGCGAGUUCGAGUGCCGGCAGACGCUGCGCGUGCUGCCGUGUGCGCACGAGUUCCACGCCAAGUGCGUCGACAAGUGGCUCAGGUCGAACCGGACCUGUCCAAUAUGCCGCGGGAACGCCUCGGAAUACUUCAACAAUUCAGAGUGACCGGGCCGCCCACGCAAGGUGUCCGACACUCGACAAUACGUCGCUUCAUUAUGCGACGUCACAUUAGCGGACCAAGCGACGGGGGAUUCCCCUUCUGCGCCGUUAUAAUAAGCCAUACGAGUGUCACACACGUGGACAGUAAAUUUGUGGACUAUAUCACUUCAUCUCUGUUGACAGUGUCACUUCCGCUGACGUCACUUCCGUGUGCAAACUCGUUGAGAAAAUCGCUUGUGAGUGAGUGAGACAAAGUGUUUUGUUAACCGAAUCACUCGGAGACUGUGGAUCGCUCGUGUGUUGUUGACAAAAUCACUCGUUUGUGAACCGAAUCACUCGGAGACUGGAUCACUCGUGUGUUGUCGACAUAAUCACUCGUGAUGAAAAUCACUCGUUUGUUAACCGAAUCACUCUGAGACUGGAUCACUCGAGUGUUGUCGACAUAAUCACUCGUGAAGAAAAUCACUCGUUUGUUAACCGGAUCACUCGGAGACUGGAUCACUCGUGUGUUGUCGAAAUAAUCACUCGUAAGGAAAAACACUCGUUAACCGAAUCACUCGGAAGUCGUGUGUGAAAGGUCACUUUCUGUUGACGGAAAAUAAGGACUGUGUCACAUCAUUGUUGCGAUAGCGCGUCGCGUUAUAAAAGACGUUAAUUUGAACCUAUAAUGGGGUAAACUCUAUGGCAAUAUUUCAUUUCGUUUAGAUUUGCGUGUUUUUGGGUAAGAUUAGUUAAGUUUUCUUCUUUUUUUUUUGUUUUAAUAAUUUUCGCCAUGUUAAUUUUAAUGGAAUAUAAUAACAACAGCUUAAUGGUAUGUAACGUUAUUGAUAUAAUGAUCUGUGUCAAAUGAUUUGUGAGUGAAGUGUGAUGGUCGGACUAGGCCUUAGAUUUAGAAUUUUAAAGUUUAACAUUGGAAUGUGAGCGUUGAUUUUCUUUAAGUCAAUAUUUCUAAAUAAAAUUGUGACGCUUAUAUAGACUACUAGCUGUGCCCGCGACUUCGUAGAAUAGUUAUUUUGGGCAUCAUUGAACUCUGAAAGAUGAUAUUCUCUCCGUUUUUUUUUACAUUUUCCAUUAUUUCUUCGCUCCUUAUAGUUGCAGCGUGAUGUUAUAAAGCCUAAAGCCUUAUCGAUAAAUGAUCUGUACAACGCAAAAAUAAUUUACAAUUCGAACCAGUAGUUCCUGAGAUUAGCGCGUUCAAACAAACUCUUCAGUUUUAUAAUAUAAGUAUAGAUAAUUGGUGCACCUACAUAGAAAAGUAUAUCAUCUCAAUAUGAUGCGAUGAUAUGAAAUCGUCUUCUGUUAUACAAGUAAUUACAUUAUUACCAGUUUUAUAAGUUACGACGGUGUACCAGCGCAGAAGUCUAAUUUUUGUAUGGCGCGAAAGCACUAGAUAUAUUUGAGCCAAUCAGAGCUUGCGAACAGAACUGUUCGCUAUUACGAGCGUAAUACCAGGAGACAUUGUUUUUGGAUUUAACAUUUAAUGCACUUGUAAUAAGGUCGUUAUUUCGUUGAGUUUUCAUUCGGUUUGAUUCGGCGUAAGGUUGUGCUAUUCUGCGCCGUCGAAUAACGCCGAUGCGACUUAUAAAAGUGAACCGUAAUAAUGUGCAAUAAAGCUCAAAUUUCAAUGUUAAACUUUGAGUUAUCGUGCAACGGCGUCGUAGUGGAUUUUUAGGGUCUCUAUCGACUUGUUUUUAAGAAAUUGGCCAAAUUAUGUGAUUCCUAUGCUUCAGCGUGCGGAGACGGGCUAAAUCUGUGUUUGUUGGUUACGUUUGCGUGUUAUCCUUCGUCCCAAAAAGCGGUGUGCAAUUAUCAUAUAGGAAUACAUAUUUUUAAAUCGACUCGUGUCGCGUUGUAAAUAUUGUGACUAACUAACUCGGUUUUUCGACACGGCUUUGGUGAUAGUAAAUGUGGGGUUCUCAAAUUUUUAUUAUUAAUUCAACGUUUACAAGUGUAAGUUGUUGCAACAAAAAAAAAGAACGCGCUUAAAGUACCUAUCGCUUAAACAGAGAAAAUUUAUUUGAAAAUUUACUAACAAGAAUAAUUAAUUCAGAAUGUCAACAUACGAUUGCCUUAAUUAAACCUUUAGUCGUCGUAAUUUUUUAAUAGAAAUAAAUUAUUAAAAAAAUAAUAUAACCCGCUCUUUAAAUGAGGGGUGCCACAUCAUCCAAAUAAUUAGAAAAUACGCAGGUUACAAAAACUAACAAUCAAAAAAACAUACAUAACCCUUCCUUUGCAGUCGGGUAAAAAAACAAACUUCGCAUUUAUAAUAUUAGUAUUAUUUUAUAUGGAUAUUGGCUUUAAUUAUAUUUUCUUUUUACUAUCGGCGAAAAAAAAUUAUUGAAAAUUUAUUUUAAUCAUAUUGUUCAUUAAGUCUUAUGUUAUUGCUUUUAUGUUGAUUGGAACAUGUUGUUAUGAAUAUGAAUGACACGCAUUUGAAUUAGAUGCAUACGUUAAAUCACGCCUCUUUCCCGCAGAGGUAGGCAGAGACCAACUAUUAUAUUUUGCUGGAAUAAAAUCAAAUACUGUAGGUACACACUAGUGGAAAAUUUUGUGAUUUUAACCGCCUUAGGGCCACGACACAAUGAAGACACUGACUGUCCGAGCCACUGGUUUGUUAUUACGCUUGUGUGUUUGUGUGUGCGUCCCUUACUCCUCUACAGUCCCUUUCUUGUGGCACUCAAUAUAAAGGUGAGCAAACUGGAUACAUCAUUUUGUUGAAAAAUUCUUUAUUUAAAUUAAUUAAUAACCUAGUGAAAAGACAGAAGUAUACCAAGUUUAUUAUCCCGUCCCUUAGUCGCCUUUUACGACAUACAUGGGAAAGGGGUACUGCUCCUAUUCCAAAGUGAUAUAACGAACUAUCCCACACGAUAUCUAUGUCAUGUAAAAGAGAAAAACUGAUAGACUGACUGACAUAAUAUAGUUACGUCGAUGACUGUACAGUAGCGUCACCAGAGUUGAUAAAUAAUAUUGAAGCCUUUAUUUGAUUAUGUGAAAUAUCCCUUCACAUGUCCCAUGGCGCCCUCUGUGAGCGAAUUAGUUACAAUUUAGUUAUCGUUUGUUAUUUUUUUUAACUACCCGCCUGUAUUUUACUGCUAUAAUAUGCCUAACUAAAUUGGUCUUUAUCGAUCUAUUAAGAAAGACUAAUUUAGCUUUUAUUGUCUUCUAUAUCGUCCUUUAGAUAAAUAAUCACGUGUCUUCCUUAUGUCAAAAAAUUCAAACUUUUUCUUCGUUAUUUAGUGACAUUUCGAACAUCACUUUAUAAUUGUCACAUCUUUUAGUUUCACAAUAUUGGUUGACGAUAAAAUCGAAUAAAUUACUUAGCAAGUUUGGGCGUCAGUGCAGAAGAAUCGAUAACAGACUGCACUGCAGCAUUUUGCUUCAACAACGUCAACUUCACAAUAGUUUUAAUUAAGAAUUGUGAAUUGAAUGAUUAAUUGUUUACAUUAAGUUUACUGAUUCCCUGUUAAUAAAUUUGAUUUCAACAUUUUCAUUUAUCGGUCAUGAGACCUGUUAAUUUCGUGUGACGUCAUCAGAUAUGAAAUGGAAUGAAAUUUUUUAUUGUCUGUGCCUCGUCUAAUUUAUUAUUGUAACACAUAUCACGAUUUAUCCCAAACGGGGUAGACAGAGCCAGUUGUCGAAGGCCACGUCUAGUUCGGCGGCUUUCACUUUAAAGAGAAACAGUUAGAUUUAGUGUUAUAACUUCCACCAUGGUUUCUAAUAGUUAAAUAUGUAAAUAACAAGUUAGCAUCGACAAGCUUCUCCGAAGUGAAAUACUAAUUUGAAAGUAGUUUUAAAUUAGAUUAUUUGUAUUUAAAGACAUAGCGAAUCACUGAAAGUUAACAUACAUACAUUUAUAACAUCACGCCCCAUUUAAAACUAAUAAUACAUACAUAGUCAACAGUCUUGAAAAGACUGAAUGGCCACGUUCAGCAUUGAGAUUCAAAUAGUGACAGGUUGCUAGCCCAUCGCCUAAAAAAGAAUCCCAAGUUUGUAAGCCUAUCCCUUAGUCCCCUUUUACGACAUCCAUGGGAAAGAGAUGGGGUGGUCCUAUUCUUUUUUGUAUUGGUGCCGGGAACCACACGGCACUAAAACUAAUAAUAAAUUGGUUAAAUUGGUAAAAGUUUCGUCGACAUAUUGCUCAAUUCGUUUUUACCGAAGGAAUGACAUAUUUACGAACGUUGAGAAGGCAUAUGUUUAAUCUACCCUCUAAAUUACAUACAUAAAUAAAAUCACGCCUCCGUAGGGGUAGGCAGAGACUACAUCUCUCCAUACACUUGCCACGAUCCCUGCAUACUUCACAUUCAUAACUCUCUUCGUGCAAGCUCGUCGGUUUCGGGUACUCUUGACCUGAACUUUUGCGUCUAUAAUUUGAUCAAGGUACGUUCGUCUAGGCCUUCCCACUUCGAGAGUGUUGAAUUCACACUCCCCUUUUAUAUCUGCUUAGUCAACCUUCUUUCAUUCAUCCUCUCCACAUGACCAAGCCAUACAAGCAUUCCAUUAUGUUUGUUUGUUUGUUAACCGCAGAGUGCCGUGUGGUUUUUGGCACUUCAUAAUAGAACCACUCCCAUAAACUUCCAAUGGAUGUCGUCAACAGCGACUAAGGGUUAUAAACUUGGGAUUCUUCUUAAAGACGAUAAACUAGCGACCUAUCACUAUUUGAAUCACGAUUCCGUCAUUGAGCGAUACAGCUGAACGUGGCCGUACAGCCUUUUCGAGACUGUUGGCUCUGUCUACCCGGCAAGGAAUAAAGACGUGAUUAUAUGUAGUUAUAUUAUUUCGAAGCAGCCUUUCAGUCUUGACUGUUGGCUCUGUCUGGGUAGACAGAGCCAACAGUCAAGAAUAUUGGCGGUAUUUAUGUAUGUAUGUUAGAGAAAAAUGCAAGAUAUGGAACAUAUGUCCUACCAACGUUCGUGAAUAGAACCCCAGGUCAUUCGCAGACAAUGAACUGUUGUUUUCACAUUAAAAUUGCAAUGAUUAGUUAAUGUAUAUGUUGAAUUUAGUAUACUACGGUCGUUACGGCAACACAAAUAUAUCUGUUGGGAUGUGAACCAGAUGUAAACCUGAUUUUAAUUGGGGUCUUAGAAAACUGGUUAUAAAUUUUGAUGAGUAGAAGGUCGCUUUGAAAAUACAAAUAAAUAAAUAUAAAUAUUUAAGUACGUGACAAAUUGCAUAGUUUGAGUUAGCCUCGAUUUACGAGACUAGUGUUACGAGACAUUAACGAUAAAAUAAAAAAAUUGUAUUCUUUAUUUUGGGACACUUCAAUAAUAGGUACUUAUGUCAUAUCUUUUGAUUUCACAAAAUUGGUUGACGUCAAAUAAAUAACUUAAAACUUAAUUUUAUUGCCGCUUCCAAAGCGUCAGUGCAGAAGAAGCGGUAAACUGGGAAACAAACUGCACUGCAGCAUUUUCUUCAACAACUAUCCAAACUUAGAAUACGUUUUAUAAUAAAUACUUAUAAAUAUAUCCAUCCCGAGACCCGGGCCAAUCGGAAUAAGUUCGUUUCUCACAAUGACCGGGAUUCGAAUCCGGGACCCGCUGUGUCACUGACAAGCGCACUACCGCCAAAUAAUAUUGAUAGUUGUAACCUGUUUUCAAUGAUGGCAUUGGUGUUAUAUGAAAUAAUUUGAUAUAUUUUAGUUUAAUUUCCAGCCCCCCGAAACAGAUAUAUUUGUUCACUGCCUGUAUGUGUAUGUACUGCUUUUUAUUAUAAUUUUUGUUUCGUUUAGACGUUCCGAGGGUAUUUUAAAAUCUAUUCGCUUAUGUUAAUUUUUAAUGGUGUCUCAUUUGUUAGUACAACGCGCAAUUAAACAUUUUUCCGUAAUUUUUUUUUUUUGUGUUUGAUAAAAAAAAAACAGUUUAGACUAAGCCAAAUUUAGACUAUUACAACCUUAAUUCCAUGAUAAUUGAAUUCCAAACAAAAUUAUAAUAAAAUAGUUGUUUAUUUUUAAUUUGUUAAAUUCUUGGCAACAAAUAUUCGUCGUUCCAGUACAAACUGUAAAAAAGAAAUACGUUCAGAUUUUACAGUACCUCAAUAUUGUUACCGACAUUGUUAGUCCGCCUCAUGACAGCUUGUAAUCUACUUAAUAAUCGUAUUUACCGUUGUGUUAUGAUUAGUUUUGUUUUACAUGUACGUGUGAAUGGACCCUUAUCUUCCGCCAAAGCUUACUCGGACUAAACUAAGGGUCUGCGACUUGUGUUAGUCACUAGUAACCACGGACAAAACUCAAUUUUGUUCUAACAAUUUAAUUAAUUUAAAUUUAAUAGCGAACUUUUGUUAAGUCGCGGGCCCUUAACGGUAUAAAAAAGGUGUUCAUAAAAUUUUUUGUUUCAUUCAUUUGUAACAUCUUUGCCAACAGCUUUGGUGGAACGAUUCUAUAUUAAAGCCUAGGUCACAAUAACGUAUGCCGCAUUAAUUAAUUAUUUCUUUACAUAAAUUUGGCAAAGACAGCACAAUAAAAAAGCUAUUCAAUUUUUUAAUUCUGCGCUAAACGUUAUUGUAGCUACGGUCAGCCUGAUUCUGUACCUAUAAAUGUUUUGACAGCUGUCAUUUAUAUUGACAUUUUAACAAGAUGUAGGUUUUAUGGUAUAAUUAAGCCAACACAUGUUUUUCUCUGAAAUUUUAGAAAUAAUCAAUUACUUUUAAUACUUUCUAAGUUUAUUUUAAGUUAAAAAAAUAAUCCAUUGACAACCAUCUCUUUGUACUUUUUUCUUUUUGACAGCUGUCAAAUCUUCCAAAUGCCAGCCAUUAUAUUUACCAAAGCAUUGUAACAUAGACGAUUAUUGUGCUCAGUCGUUUUAUUAUUUUAUUAUACAUAUAUUAAAUGCACUGCUAUUGUA